This is a messenger RNA of Rotaria socialis, 618 nucleotides long. The record is from the annotation of a GenBank genome assembly. NCBI's taxonomy places the organism in Eukaryota, Metazoa, Rotifera, Eurotatoria, Philodinida, Philodinidae.
AUGAAAUUUUUACUCGUCUGCAUUUUAAUUUUUUCACUUGUCCAAAUUGGACACAGUGCUUUGACUGCGACAGCAAAUAUUCAUGUAGAUUCUACUUCAGUUGCAAUUGGUACUGUAUUAUUUCAUCAACGUGACGCUAAUUCUCCAGUUCGUGUUGUUGGUAUAAUAGACGGCCUUAAAAAUAACACUGUUCAUGGCUUUCAUGUACAUAGAGAUGCGUUAAUGAAUGGUGAACUUAAUUGUACAGCUGCUGGUCCUCAUUUUAAUCCGUAUAGUACACUACAUGGUCCACGUGAAGCUGAUUUGGGCCAUCGACAUGUUGGUGAUCUUGGAAAUUUAACAGCAAAUGAUAAUGGUAUAAUUAUUAUUGAAUUGACUGAUUCAAUUAUUGAUCUAUACAAUGCUACGAGAUCUGUUGCUAAUCGAACCAUCGUUCUACAUGCCAUGAGAGAUGAUGGUGGCAAAGGUGGCUUUCCAGAUAGUAAUACAACUGGAGACGCUGGACCUCGUAUAGCUUGCGGCGUUAUCAGUUUGGCAAUGAUAGAGUCAGAUACCAAUUCACAAUCACCGAAAAUUUCUACAAUGGUUACUGAUUUUUUUCGAAAAUUAUUUCCUUAA